Messenger RNA from Bacillus rossius redtenbacheri, 1865 nucleotides. RefSeq names its product probable cytochrome P450 6a14. Gene Ontology annotation, molecular function: iron ion binding; monooxygenase activity; heme binding. Bases 100 to 1704 code for a protein of 534 amino acids. Lineage: Eukaryota; Metazoa; Arthropoda; Insecta; Phasmatodea; Bacillidae. The record is from RefSeq and is a predicted model, not a curated record. The transcript is spliced from 5 exons.
GCAAUGGAAAUAUUAGAGAUUGAUUACCAUACUAAUUACUUUGAAAGGUCCAGAAUGAUACAAACACGAAGGAUGAAGCUGCAAGUUGGAAUCUGAGGAAUGGCUUUCGUUUUCGUCCCGCUGUACGUGCACGCGAUCACGUGGGCGACGGCAAGUCUGCUGCUGUUAUGGCUGUGGACGUCGCACGUCUACGGCUACUGGACGGCGAGGGGCGUGCCGAGCCCGAGGCCCGCGCCGCUGUUCGGGAACAUCAGGGACAUCGUCCUGCGGCGCGAGUACACGGGCAAAGUCUUCCAGCGGCUGUACCGCGCCCUCGGCGACCACGGGCUCGGGGGAGUGUACCUGCUGUUCCAGCCGGCGCUGCUCGUCAGGGACCCGGAGCUCGUCAAGACGUUCCUCGUGAAGGACUUCGAGCACUUCCACGACCGGGGGUUCAAGGUGGACGAGCGCGCGAGCCCGCUGAGCGCGCACCUCAUCAGCCUGGCCGGGCCGCGGUGGAGGCGCCUCAGGGCGGAGCUCACCCCCACCUUCACCUCCGGCAAGAUGAGGCUCAUGUUCGGCGCCGUGGCCGAGUGCGCCGGCGAGAUGGCGCGCCGGCUGGCGGGCGUGUCCGGGCGCGCGGGAGGCGUCGACGUCAAAGAGGUCGCGGCCCAGUUCACCACCGACGUCAUCGGCUCGUGCGCCUUCGGGCUGCGCGUCCACUCCAUGGACCGCCCGGACUGCAAGUUCAGGAAGCUGGGCCGCAAGGUGUUCGCGCCGUCUCUCCGCAUGUACCUCCGGAUAUUCACCAUGAUGUGCCUGCCUUCGUGGAUGCAAUUCCUGCUCGUCGUUUUCAAAGAUCGGGAGACGGAAAGUUUCUUCAUGGACUUGGUGAGGGACACGGUAAAAUACCGCGAAGAAAACCACGUAGUGAGGAAUGACUUUCUGCAGUUGCUCAUACAACUGAAGAACAGAAAGCAAGUUGCAAAUGGCCAGUCUAUGAACUCAGUGGAUGCAAAGGAAACUAAAAACGGAUAUGGUGUUAAAAAUCACCAAACACCAGAUUUCGAACUUACAGAAAACCUGAUGGCCGCCCAGUGCUUUGUGUUCUUCAUGGCUGGGUUCGAGACUUCUUCCACGACGAUGGGCUUCUGUCUGCACGAGCUCGCUGUGAACCCCGACGUGCAGAAGAGGCUGAGGAACGAGGUGGACGAUGCUCUUGAGCGCCACGGAGGCGAACUCUCGUACGAGGCAGUGCAGAGCAUGAGCUACAUGGACCUGGUGGUCAGCGAAACGCUGCGCAAAUAUCCACCAAUACCAAUGUUGGAUAGAGAAUGCACCAAAGCGUACACUGUUCCUGGUACCAAUGUUCACCUGGAAGAAGGUAUCAAAGUAAAAAUUCCAGUGUAUGCAAUUCACCACGACCCUAAAUACUACCCGGAACCAGACAAGUUUGAUCCAGAGAGAUUUACAGAAGAAAAUAGGAGAAAGAUACCGCCGUUUGCUUACCUGCCGUUUGGAGAAGGACCCAGAAUGUGCAUAGGCAUGCGGUUCGGACUGAUGCAGGCUAAAGUGGGUCUGGCGGCUCUGCUGUCCAAAUUCGAGUUCUGCAAAUGUCCCAAGACGCAAAUUCCUUUGGAGAUGGACGCCGUUACGAUAGUGACUUCUCCGAAGGGAGGAGUUUGGCUGAAAAUAAUUGACAGGCCGAAAAUAAACCAAUUAUGAGUUCUUUGCUUCAGUUUAUCAAAUUUUUCCUUCACUGAACUGUCUUUGCUGAGGGGAGUGAUUGAAAUAAAAUAUAUCACGCACUUAAAUUAAAUAUCACUAUGCUGUAAAUUUGUAAUAAGACAGAAAUAAUUUUAAAAUAAUCAUAACAUUUACACUGA